UUUUAAAAGAGAAGAAAAUGGGAGAAAUCAAGAUGACCAAGUCAAAACAUAGACAACGAGUCAAUGAGCUCGUUCAACAGAGAGCUAGAGAGUCUGGUCGAGAUGAAGCUGAGGUCAGGAAAGAGAUCAUGAUGGAGAGGAGAGCUGAGGUUAAAGCAAAGAAGAAGAGCGCCAGUGAGAAAGAACAGCUGAAGAAGAUCGAGAAGAAGAUCAAGAAGGAAGUGGGUGACCAGGGUGAGAUUGUGCUGAAGAAAGCUCUAGCUGCUGCUACCGCCAAGUUCUUCUCUGAGAAGAAGAAGCAGAAGAAGAAUGCCCUCAAGAACUCUUCGGAUAAAAUUGUUCAGAAGAAAAUUGCUGAGAAAUGGUGUCCAAGGAACAUGCCUUGGUUCGAUAAACAAUGUGAAGAAUCUUAUAACGCGCUGUACCUGCUGGGCGCCAUGAUGGAUAUUAACAUUGAGAAGAAUACAGAUAUGCUGAACGAAUUGUACCCUAAGGAAUGUGCCAAACACUUUGAUCUCCUCGCAAAAAAAAGGUUUAACAGCAAAGAUGAACCUACACCUGAAUCUAAGGAUGGAAAUGAAACCUCUGCUCCAGCUAAAACUCAGAUCAGAAAGAAAAAAUCUAAACUUGAAAUUGCUUUGAAUGAAAAACUAGCAAACAACCCUGAGCAGAAAAGUGAACAGGAGCUGAUGAAAGAACUGGUUAAAGAACUCAAGGUAAAAGAGAAGAUGAACAAGAUCAAGAUGACCAGGAAGCAUUGGUUCCCUGUCAACCAGGCCUGGUUCGAUCAGGAGUGCAAGGACUACGCUGCAAAGAUAAACAACAAAGCGUCGGAUCUGGGAUUAGAUCUUAAAAACAACUUCGCGGAUUUCAAGAAACUGAAAACGGAAGCCAGAGUGAUGACUAAAUCAUACUUCAAGCUACUAGAGUCAAAGAAGUUGAAUAAUGACCGGGUGGAGGAGAAGGAGAAUAAAACCUUGAACAAGAACAAGAAGAAAAAGAAGAAGAAGGUCGUCAACGAGAAUCAGAAUGAGGAGGAGGACGAGGGGAGGGAAAAUAAGAAAAUCAAGUUUAACGAUGAAGAUGAAGAUGAAGAUGAAGAUGAGAAAGAAGAAGAAGAAGAUAAGGUUGAAGAUAUCUCAAUGGAAGAUGGCGAAGAUAAAAAGUCCAAGAAGAAGAAGAAAAAGAAGAAGAAGUCUGGAAAGAAAGAAGAUAAAACAGAAAAGGAAAACGUGACUCCAAAGAAAGAAAAGUCUGAGAAAAAAGAAAAGAAAACUCCGGAAAGUGAAAUCAAAGAAGAAAAGAUAACUCCUAAGAAAGAAAAGGAAGGUAAAUCUCCUAAAAAGGAGAAAGAGGGCACAACUCCCCAGAUAGGAAAGGAAGGGAAAACUCCUAAGAAGGAGGGGAAGACUCCUAAGAAGGAGGGGAAGACUCCUAAAAAGGAGGGUAAGACCCCUAAGAAGGAGAUUGAAAGUCCUGAGAAAACCCCUUUAAAGAGUAAGGAGAACACUAGUUCUGGAAGCAGUAAGAAGAAGAAGACGAAAAAUUCAUCCUGAUCAUUUUUUAGAAAAUAAAUUUUUUUGUUAA
This is a messenger RNA of Eurytemora carolleeae, 1587 nucleotides long. RefSeq names its product neurofilament heavy polypeptide. The record is from RefSeq and is a predicted model, not a curated record. The transcript is spliced from 15 exons. Lineage: Eukaryota; Metazoa; Arthropoda; Copepoda; Calanoida; Temoridae. Bases 18 to 1556 code for a protein of 512 amino acids.